Suncus etruscus (white-toothed pygmy shrew) is the source of this 1276-nucleotide messenger RNA. It is a transcript of the gene CD47, whose product is annotated as CD47 molecule. NCBI's taxonomy places the organism in Eukaryota, Metazoa, Chordata, Mammalia, Eulipotyphla, Soricidae. Gene Ontology annotation, molecular function: thrombospondin receptor activity. The transcript has 11 exons. Gene Ontology annotation, cellular component: plasma membrane; extracellular exosome. Gene Ontology annotation, biological process: positive regulation of phagocytosis; positive regulation of inflammatory response; positive regulation of cell-cell adhesion. The record is from RefSeq and is a predicted model, not a curated record. Bases 78 to 1046 code for a protein of 322 amino acids.
CUGCUUCUUCUGCUGCUGCUGCUUGUAACAGGCGGCGGUGGCGGCGACGUUGGGGGACCCCUCUUUGGGGCGCGGAGAUGCGGCCGCAGGUGGCCUUGCUGCUGCUGCUGGGCUCUGCUUGCUGCGGUUCAGCUCAGCUAAUCUUUAAUACGACCAAAUCUGUAGACUACACCAUUUGCAAUGAAACUGUUGUCAUCCCCUGCAUUGUUAUUAAUGUGGGGGGAAAGGACAUUUCUGAGAUGUAUGUCAAGUGGAAAUUCAAUGGCACGCGCGUUUUGAACUUUGAUGGAGCCAAGCAGGAGUUUAAUAUCAGCUCUAAAUUUCCGAGUGCAAGGAUCUCACAACCACAUCUGCUGAAGGGUAUUGCCUCCUUGAAGAUGGAUAGAAGGGACGCCGUUGUGGGAAACUACACUUGUGAAGUGACGGAAUUAACCCGAGAAGGCGAAACCGUCAUAGAAUUAAAAUACCGUGUUGUGUCAUGGUUUUCUCCAAAUGAAAAUAUUCUAGUUGUGAUUUUCCCAAUUUUGGCCAUACUUCUAUCCUGGGGACAGUUUGGUAUUGUGACACUUAAAUAUAAAUCCAGUAAUACAAAGGAAAAAACCAUUCUUUUAUUUGUUGCUGGCCUAGUGCUCACUGCAGUCGUCGUCAUUGGAGCUAUUCUUUUUGUCCCAGGUGAAUACUCAGUAAAAAAUGCUGCUGGACUUGGCUUAAUUGUAAUUCCUACAGCGAUAUUAAUAUUACUUCAGUACUGUGUGUUCAUGAUAGCUAUCGGCAUGUCCUCCUUUACCAUCGCUAUAUUGAUCCUUCAGGUGCUGGGCUAUGUGCUCUCUUUGGUUGGACUAAGCCUCUGCGUCUCAGAGUGCACUCCAGUUCAUGGCCCACUUCUGAUUGCAGGUUUGGGUAUUAUAGCUCUAGCAGAGUUGCUUGGAUUAGUAUAUAUGAAAUUUGUUGCUUCCAAUCAGAAAACUUUACAACCUCCUAGGAAAGCUGUAGAGGAACCCCUUAAUGCAUUUAAAGAACCAAAAGGAAUAAUGAAUGAUGAGUAACUGAAGUGAUGAACUCUUAUUGGAGAUGAGUAAGAUGUGAAAGGAAUACACUUGUGUUUAAGCAUCAUGGCCAAGAGUCACUGUUUGAGAGAAGACAACAAGAAACAUAACUGACUUUUUUGAGUGUGGGAGAAAUAUAUCAUUGACCCUGACAUGUUUGUUACCGUUAAGUUUUUAUUCAAAGAAUCUGUAAUUUAGUUAAUAAAAAGAACUCUGACCUGUAGUGUGUA